UGUCACAACUGUCUGCAGCUGCUUGAGCUCCGUGGCAUGCCCUCAGUUAUACCGGGAUUUAGGUGGAGGUUUUCACGAGAAAGAUAGUUAUGUCGGAGGUACGGAAAUUUACCAAAAGGUUGAGUAAACCAGGAACUGCGGCGGAACUCAGGCAAAGCGUCUCCGAGGCUGUGAGGACAUCGGUGAUUGUGGAGCAGCCUAAGAUCAUUGAGCCGUUGGACUAUGAGAACGUGGUGUUCCAGAGGAAAGCCCAGAUCCACAGUGACCCUCACAGAGACCUGUUGCAGUGUCCUGUCGACGACAUCUCGGAGUCUCAGAUCUCUCGUCAGAGGAGGACCGUGGUUCCCUCCGUGCCCCAGAAUGCAGAGAGGGACGCCAAGAGCCUGUUUGCCAAAGAGUGCAUCAAGACUUACAACACGGACUGGCAUGUCAUCAACUACAAAUAUGAAGCGUACUCGGGAGAUUUCCGCAUGCUCCCAACGAAAGGCCUGAAGAUGGACAAGCUGCCGGCUCACGUGUUUGAGAUCGAUGAAGACGCAAAAGAUGAGGACUCGUCCUCUCUGUGCUCUCAGAGAGGGGGUAUCAUGAAGCAGGGCUGGCUGCAGAAAGCCAACAUCAACAGCAGCCUGUCUGUCUCCAUGAGGGUGUUUAAGAGGAGGUAUUUCUACCUGUCCCAGCUGCCAGACGGCUCCUACAUCCUCAACUCCUACAAGGAUGAGAAGAACUGCAAGGACACCAAAGGAUCCAUCUACCUGGACUCCUGUAUAGACGUCAUUCAGUGUCCUAAGAUGCGCCGUAACGGCUUUGAGCUGAAGAUGCAGGAGCGCUACAGCCACCUCCUUUCUGCGGACAGCGAGGCGGAGAUGGAGGAGUGGGUGGUCACCCUGAAACAGGCCCUGCAGAGCAGCACUGAGGGAGGAGAUAGGAGGAACGGAGGAGACGGCUUAGACUGUGCCCUGGAUGAGGACAGCAGCAGCCAGGGGAAAGGAGAGAGCCUAUUGGAGAGUCUGGGGAGGAGCCUUCACCCUGAACUCAACAAGUAUGCCAGGGAAACAGACCAGCUCAAUAAAAUGAACAGGAACGAGGGGAGACAAAAGCUUUUCUCUCUGGACCCUGAAACACAGAGGUUGGACUUCUCGGGUAUAGAGCCUGAUGUGAAGCCGUUUGAGGAGCGUUUUGGCCGGCGCAUCGCCGUCAGCUGCCAUGACCUCACCUUCAGUCUGCAGGGCUGUGCCAACGAGAGGGGGGACGGGGUCCUCACCAACGUGGAGCCGUUCUUCAUCAGCUUGGCCCUGUUUGACGUGUCUAAGAGCUGUAAGAUCUCUUCAGACUUCCACGUGGACCUCAACCCUCCCUGUGUACGAGAGAUGCUGACUGACACCUCUCCACUCUCCCCUACAUCAGAGGGAGGAGGAGGAGGAGGAGGAGGAGGGGUGAAUGGAGGAGUCAACGGGGAUGCAGGGAAAGGGAAUGGUCUCCCCGUUCUACAAAGGGUGUCUGAGUCUCUGCUGCAAUACCCCACUCAGGGUAUCUUCUCGGUGACCAACCCCCAUGCUGAUAUUUUCCUGGUGGCCAGAGUGGAGAAGGUCCUACAGAACGGCAUUACACACUGUGCUGAGCCCUACAUCAAGACUUCAGACAUCAACAAGACAGCCCAGAAGGUGCUGAAGGCUGCCAAGCAGACGUGUCAGCGCCUGGGCCAGUACAGGAUGCCCUUCGCCUGGGCUGCCAAGCAAGUGUUUAAAGAUGCCCAGGGCAGUCUGGACAUGGACGGGAAGUUCUCUCCUCUCUAUCGCCAGGACAGCAGCAAGAUCUCCACCGAUGACCUCAUCAAGAUGCUGGCUGAUAUCAGGAAGCCAGAGAAGAGCAAGCUGCAGACUAUCCCUGGACAACUGAAUGUCACCAUCGAGUGUGUGCCUCCGGACUUCUCAAACACGGUGACCUCGUCGUACAUCCCAGUCAAGCCCUUUGAGGAGAAGUGUGAGAGGGUCUCAGUGGAGAUGGAGGAGUUUCUCCCUGAGGAGGCCAAGUACAACUACCCCUUCACUGUCUACAAGAACCACCUGUAUAUCUAUCCCCUGCAGCUGAAAUACGACAACCAGAAGACCUUCGCAAAGGCAAGAAACGUAGCGGUGUGUGUACAGUUCAGAGACUCUGACGAAGAAAGCGCGGCCCCUCUAAAGUGUAUCUACGGAAAGCCAGGAGAGACACUCUUCACCACCAGUGCCUGUGCGGCCGUCCUCCACCACAACCAGAGCCCUGAGUUUUACAACGAGGUAAAGAUUGAGCUGCCGGUCCAUGUCCAUGAGAAACACCACAUCCUCUUUACCUUCUACCACAUCAGCUGUGAGAUCAGUACCAAGACCAGCACCAAGAAGAGAGAGGGAGUGGAGUCCCUAGUGGGCUACUCCUGGGCCCCCCUGUUGCAGGACGGCAGGAUGCAGUCCAUAGAGCUACAGCUGCCUGUGUCUGCCACCCUGCCCCCAGGAUACCUCUAUGACAAGACCCAGGACGCCAAGAAGUCAGCGCCCGAUAUAAAAUGGGUAGAAAACAACAAGCCACUGUUCAAAGCGAAGACCAAUGUAGCGUCAACAAUAUACCCCCAGGAUCUGCACCUCCACAAGUUCUUCCAGCACUGCCAGCUGAUGAGGUCCUCCUCAGAGGGCAACCCAGCAGAACUCAUCAAGUAUCUGAAGUGCCUGCAUGCCAUGGAGACUAAGGUCAUCAUUAAGUUCCUCCCCACUGUGCUGAUGCAGCUGUUUGAGGUCCUCAACACAGCAACCAAAGAGGCCACCGAAAUCGCUGUCAACUCCACCCGUGUGAUUAUACACAUCGUUUCCCGGUGCCACGAGGAGGGACUGGAAAACUAUCUGCGCUCUUUUCUCAAGUACGUGUUUGUGAACAACAGCCCAGUGUCUGGGAACUCUGGGACCACUCAUGAGGUGCUGGCCACCGCCGUCACAGCCAUCCUCAAACAGACAGCGGACUUCAACACCAGCAAUAAGCUACUCAAGUAUUCCUGGUUCUUCUUCGAGACCAUGGCCAAGUCCAUGGCCCAGUACCUGCAGGAGGGCAACAGGAUCAAGAUGCCCCGUGCCCAGAGGUUCCCAGACAGUUUCCACCAGGCCCUACAGUCCCUGCUACUGUCCAUCAUGCCUCACAUCACCAUCCGCCAUGUUGAGAUUCCCGAGGAGGCCCGCUGUGUCAACCUCAGCCUGGCUGGCUUCAUCAAGCGCUGUCUCACCUUCAUGAACAGAGGCUUUGGCUUCAGCCUGGUCAACGACUACAUGUGUGGCUUCACCCUUAAAGACCCCAAGGUCUUGACCGAGAUGAAGUUUGACUUCCUCAUGACGGUGUGUAACCACGAGCACUACAUCCCGCUUAACCUGCCCAUGGCUUUUGGACGUACCAAGCUCCAGAGAGUUCAGGAUUUUAUUUCGUACGCGACGGAGAUUUUUGGCGCAGUAGAUCAGAGCCUGGAGUCUGCGCUGACGGAGGAUUACUGUAAGAACCACUUCCUGGUUGGUCUGCUGCUGAGGGAGGUGGCCGAGGCCCUACAGGGGUCACCAGAGGUCAGACAGCUGGCCGUGGCCGUCCUGAAGAACCUUCUCAUCAAACACGCCAUGGACGACCGUUACACCCAGUACAAGAAUCAGCAGGCCCGUAUCUGUCUACUGUACCUGCCACUGCUGGAGCUGCUCUACCAGAACCUCAAACAGCUGUCUGCCCAGCAUCACACCUCUAGCCCCGGCCUGGGCUUCACCGGCUCCAGAGAUGACUUGAGAUCAACCGGCUUGAUGGACAGCCGCAGGACCAGCACGGCCAUCGAUAAGGACCACGAACGGAAAUUCUCCGUCUGCCAUUUUCCCAAACCCACACACCACAGGAGGCUGGUGAGGGCAGAACGUGUGGAAUGGAGCCCAGUAGCUCAGAACGGCCACUUGGUGAGGAGGGAGGACUCCAGAGGAUCUCUGUUCAUGGAUCCCAGCACUCCAGAUAGCUCUGAGCUCCACAGAAGGGGCUCUGAGCUCCACCGGCGGGGCUCCACUAUGAGCAGCAGUACUACUCUCCCUCCCAUAGGCAGACUGGGCCACUAUGAGAUCAAAGGACUGCUUCUGUGUUUCCUUCACAUCGUCAGGACCGUCUCAGACGACAACCUGCUGGCCUACUGGAACAAGGUCAAUCCUCAGGACAUCAUCAAUUUCCUCAGUCUACUGGAGACAUGCCUGGUGCAGUUCCGUUACGUUGGAAAGAGAAACAUUGGCAGGAGUCAGGAUGCCUGGGUGUCCAAGCUGUUCUCUUCAGACAGGAAGUCCCAGACGAUGCCUGUGAUGCGCUGCAGAGCCGGCCUAAUGCAGAGCAGGCUUCAGCAGUUCAGCACCAUGGAUACCUCUCUCACACUCAACAUAGGGGCUGGUCCCUCGGAGGCAGAGGUCCACCACCAGGCUCUGUUGGAGGGUAAUAUCUCUACUGAGGCCUGCCUCAGUGUACUGGAUGUCCUCUCACACUUCACUCAGUGCUUCAAGAACCAGCUGCUGGACAGCGACGGCCACAAUCCCCUGAUGAAGAAGGUUUUUGACAUCUAUCUGAACUUUCUGAAAGUCGGCCAAUCAGAGGCUGCCCUCAAACACGUCUUCGCCUCCCUCAGGGCUUUCAUGAACAAGUUCCCAACAGCGUUGUUCAAGGGCCGCGUGACUCUGUGUGCGGCUCUGUGCUACGAGGUUCUGAAGUGCUGUGUGUCUAAGAUGGGUCUGCUGCGGGCCGAGGCUUCUGCUCUGCUCUACCUGCUGAUGAGGAACAACUAUGAGUACACCAAGAGGAAGACCUUCCUACGCACUCACCUGCAGAUCAUCAUCGCGGUGAGCCAGCUGAUCUCAGACGUGGCGCUGACCGGCAGCUCCCGCUUCCAGGAGUCCCUCUCCAUCAUCAACAACUUUGCCAACAGCGACAAAGCAAUGAAGUCGACAGCGUUCCCUGGGGAGGUGAAGGGACUGACCAAGCGUAUCCGGACGGUGCUGAUGGCCACGGCCCAGAUGAGGGAGCAUGAGAAGGACCCGGAGAUGCUGCUGGACCUGCAGUACAGCCUGGCACGCUCCUACGCCUCCACCCCCGAGCUACGACGCACCUGGCUGGACAGCAUGGCCCGGGCACACAUCAAGAAUGGAGAUCUCUCAGAGGCUGCUAUGUGUUACAUCCAUGUUGCUGCACUGGUGGCAGAAUACCUCAACAGGAAAAAGAUGUUCCCCAGUGGCCUGGCAGCCUUCAAGAGAAUCACUCUGAACAUCGAAGAGGAGGCCGCCAUGAAGGAAGAUACAGGAAUGCAGGAUGUCUACUACACAGAGGAGGUCUUAGUGGAGCGUCUAGAGCUGUGUGUAGAGGGGCUGUGGAAAGCAGAGAGAUACGAGCUGAUUACACACAUCGCCAAGCUCAUUAUCCCUGUCUACGAGAAACGCCACGAGUUCCAGAAACUGAGCCGUCUGUAUGACACGCUGCACAGAGCCUACAAUAAGAUCCUGGAGGUGAUGCAUACAGGCCGGAGACUACUGGGGACCUACUUCAGAGUGGCCUUCUACGGGCAGGGCUACUUCGAGGAGGAGGACGGUAAGGAGUAUGUGUACAAGGAGCCCAAACUCACUGGCCUAUCAGAGAUCUCUCAGCGCCUUCUAGGGCUCUACGGGGACAAGUUUGGAACGGAAAGCGUCAAGAUCAUCCAAGACUCCAACAAGGUCAACCCCAAAGACCUAGACACCAAGUUCGCCUACAUCCAGGUCACCUUCGUCAAGCCUUACUUUGACGAGAAGGACUGUCCAGAGAAGAAGACGGACUUUGAGAAGUGCCACAACAUCAACCGCUUUGUGUUCGAAACGCCAUACACGCUGACGGGGAAGAAACAUGGUGGGGUGGAGGAGCAAUGCAAGAGGAGGAGCGUACUCACAACGGCCAACACGUUUCCGUACGUGAAGAAGCGUGUGGAGGUGUUGGGGGAGAAGCAGGUAGAGCUGAAGCCUGUGGACGUGGCCAUCGACGAGAUGCGGGCGCGCACCGCCGAGCUGACCAAACUCUGCUCCUCCCAGGAGGUCGACAUGAUCCAGCUGCAGCUCAAACUGCAGGGCUGUGUCUCUGUACAGGUUAACGCUGGUCCGAUGGCGUACGCCAGAGCCUUUCUGGACGACUCCAAAACCAGCAAGUCCCAGUCCAACAAUAAGAAAGCCAUGGAGCUCAAGGAGAUAUUCAGGAGGUUUGUGGAAGCCUGCAGCAUGGCGCUGGACAUCAACGAGCGUCUGAUCAAGGAAGACCAGUUUGAGUACCACGAGGGCCUGAAGGGCAACUUCAAAGACAUGGUGAAGGAGCUGUCAGACAUCAUCCAUGAACAGAUCUUCCAGGAGGAUAUGAUGCGUUCACUGCUCCAGAACUCCUUACACGUAUUCCGUGCCAUCAGUGGGACGUCUACAGACCUGGGCUAAAGUGACUGUAACACAGAGUAGAGCUACCCCCACACACACACACACACACCCUCUGCUAGUUGGAUCCAAACUGGACUUGUCGACUCCCUCGCUCCACACCACAAACUGGAAACCUGUUUAUAAUGUACUUUGGGAUGAGCACUGGUCAGUAUGACUUGGCAUAUUGGCCUUGCUAUUCCCAUUUGCCUUCUCAAACUUCCUGAAUAGUGUUACAUAACUGAGCUCACCAAGAUGUCUGCUACGACGGCCGAGAUAUUCUGAUAUCUUGGCCCAUCUGUGUGCUAGCAGUUUUUGGAGAAUGUAUUAUGUACUACCGAUAUUACGAAAUUGAUCAAAUGUCAGGUCUUGCUGUUGAGUCAUGUAUUAAGUGACAUUGCACUUUUUUCUCUUGAACGACCAGAUUCUUGAAUUACUUGUAUUCUUUAAUGGCGAGGGGGAGAUGUUAUUUUGUAAUGUUUCAUUUGUUUAAAUUCUGGACUGUUGCAACUCAAAGCUCUAUGCAGAUUGACUUAAUCUCUUCAAUCAAAGGCAGUGUUGACCAUUCAAAUAGAAACGGUUUCUAUGGUGUUAACACUUUACCACUGCAGAUAUUAGCCUACCUACCUUCUAAAGAGAUAAGUCAUGUACGGUAUGUGGAUCAUCUGGGUGUGUUCAGUAGGGGUGGAACGUUUUGAAACAGGGCGGAACUACUACCUGAAUUUGUCCAAUAAAAACACAGAUUAUUGUGUUACGUUGCAAACCAUUUUGCUACGGAGUGCCCUGCUGAACACGACCCAGGUAAUGGCUGCCUUUUGUCCAUAAUCAAUGCAAAGCUGUUGUUUGCCUUGCACACUGCAUCAAAUGGUUGCUUCAGAGAGCAAAUGCAUUACAUUUAAGUGCUGGGAGUCUAUUCUGCAAUGGUCUAAGGUGGCUUAUAUUGCUGAUGUUUUAGGAACAAACCAACAGUAACCCAUCGGUUGUCUGUAUUCGUCUAUAAGAAAGAUGUACAGUAAGGUUUAAUGCAGUAUACUCUGAUGUCAAAUUGUCAGUCACUCUGUAAUAACCCAAUGCUCAGACAGUUUCUUAAGAUGUUGAACUUUAUGUUCUGACAUGGGGUGUGUUCUUUGACAUUAAGUCAAUGAUGAUUGAUUAGCCUGGUCCCAGAUCUGUUGGUGCUGCCUUGCCAACUCAGGCAGUGUAAUUCUUAUCUGAUUGGUCAAAAGACCUAUUAUUGUGGGACCAGGCUGUUGAUUUUGAUUGAUGUCUCUAUCACAGGGGUAUUCAAAUCUUACCUUACAAGGUCCGGAGUACUACUAGUUUUCUGUUCUACCUGAUCAUUCAUUGCACCCACCUGGUAUCCCUGGUCUAAAUCAGUCCCUGAUUAGAGGGGAAUAAUGGAAUAAAAGAAAGCAGUGGAACUGACUGAGGUUCAGAUUUGAAUUUGAGGGAUCUAUCAGCUGGCUGGACCUAUUGAUCUGCUAGUCCUUACAUCUCUCCUCAGAAAAGUCUCCUGUCCUAUUUCAAGUAAUAAUACAACUCCAACACAUGCUGAUUGUACAGUAUUUCACAAGUGCUACACUGAAAUUAGCAGAUAGAUGAUAAUAAUAUGCAGAUGUAUAUAAUGUUUUGCUGUAAAAGAAGAAAGGUGCGUGCGUGCGUGCGUGUAGCUACAUAUUUAUAUUUGUGCUGUUUCUGGACCAAUGUUUGCGUUGGUUUGAGAAUAGUCUUAUUUCUCUGAUUGUGUCUGAUUUUGAUUUGCCAUUGUAAUUACACUGUAUCUAAGUACAGAUGCUUGUUCAACAUAUCUUUGUUAAGCCAUUUUUUCAAUAAAAAAAAGGUUUUGCGAAAAA
Oncorhynchus nerka (sockeye salmon) is the source of this 8293-nucleotide messenger RNA. RefSeq names its product dedicator of cytokinesis 11 (gene dock11). The transcript has 56 exons. Gene Ontology annotation, molecular function: guanyl-nucleotide exchange factor activity. Bases 90 to 6464 code for a protein of 2124 amino acids. The record is from RefSeq and is a predicted model, not a curated record. Gene Ontology annotation, biological process: positive regulation of filopodium assembly; positive regulation of GTPase activity; small GTPase-mediated signal transduction. Lineage: Eukaryota; Metazoa; Chordata; Actinopteri; Salmoniformes; Salmonidae.